Molecule: messenger RNA, 4405 nt
Organism: Ceratotherium simum simum (southern white rhinoceros)
Lineage: Eukaryota; Metazoa; Chordata; Mammalia; Perissodactyla; Rhinocerotidae
Source: RefSeq, a predicted model, not a curated record
GGAUUCUCAGUCCUUCAGGUCACAGCCACAGAUGAAGACAGUGGCCUCAAUGGGGAGCUGAUCUACCGAAUAGAAGCUGGGGCUCAGGACCGCUUCCUCAUCCACCCACUCACCGGGGUCAUCCACGUCGGCAACGCCACCAUCGACAGGGAGGAGCAGGAAUCCUACAGGCUGACAGUGGUGGCCACCGACAGGGGCACCAUCCCUCUCUCUGGCAGGGCCGUCAUCACUAUCCUUAUCGACGACAUCAAUGACUCCCGCCCCGAGUUCCUCAACCCCAUCCAGACAGUGAGUGUGCUGGAGUCGGUCAAGCCAGGCACUGUCAUUGCCAAUGUCACUGCCAUUGACCGCGACCUCAACCCAAAGCUGGAGUACCACAUCAUCGGCAUCAUGGCCAAGGACGACACUGACCGCUUGGUGCCUGAUCAGGAGGAUGCCUUUGCCGUGAAUAUCAACACAGGGUCUGUAAUGGUGAAAUCCCCCCUGAACCGGGAGCUGGUUGCCACCUAUGAGGUCACUGUCUCGGUGAUUGACAAUGCCAGUGACCUACCAGAGCACUCUCUCAGUGUGCCAAAUGCCAAGCUGACGGUCAACAUCCUGGACGUCAAUGACAAUACUCCCCAGUUCAAGCCCUUCGGGAUCACCUACUACACAGAGCGGAUCCUGGAGGGGGCGACCCCCGGCACCACGCUCGUCGCUGUGGCAGCUGUGGACCCUGAUAAGGGCCUCAAUGGGCUGAUCACCUACACCCUGCUGGACCUGAUGCCCCCAGGCUACGUCCAGCUGGAAGACUCCUCAGCAGGGAAGGUCAUUGCCAACCGGACGGUGGACUAUGAGGAGGUGUGCUGGCUCAACUUUACCGUGAGGGCCUCAGACAAUGGGUCCCCACCCCGGGCAGCUGAGAUCCCUGUCUACCUGGAGAUUGUGGACAUCAAUGACAACAACCCCAUUUUUGAUCAGCCCUCCUACCAGGAAGCCGUCUUUGAGGAUGUGCCUGUGGGCACAGUCAUCCUGACAGUCACUGCUACUGAUGCCGACUCAGGCAACUUUGCCCUCAUUGAGUACAGCCUCGGGGAUGGAGAGGGCAAGUUUGCCAUCAACCCCACUACGGGUGACAUCUAUGUGCUGUCCUCUCUGGACCGGGAGAAGAAGGACCACUAUAUCCUGACUGCCUUGGGCAAAGACAACCCUGGGGAUGUAGCCAGCAAUCGUCGAGAAAAUUCGGUGCAGGUGGUGAUCCAGGUGCUGGACGUCAAUGACUGCCGGCCACAGUUCUCCAAACCCCAAUUCAGCACAAGCGUGUACGAGAAUGAGCCAGCGGGCACCUCGGUCAUCACCAUGAUGGCCACCGACCAGGAUGAGGGCUCCAAUGGGGAGUUGGCCUACUCACUUGAGGGCCCUGGAGUGGAGGCCUUCCACGUGGACAUGGACUCGGGUCUGGUGACCACAAAGCGGCCACUGCAGUCCUAUGAGAGGUUCAACCUGACCGUGGUGGCCACGGAUAGUGGACAGCCCCCACUCUGGGGCACCACAAUGCUCCUGGUGGAGGUCAUCGACGUCAAUGACAACCGCCCUGUCUUCGUGCGCCCACCCAACGGCACCAUCCUCCACAUCAGAGAGGAGAUCCCGCUGCACUCCAACGUGUACGAGGUCUACGCCACAGACAAGGACGAGGGCCUCAAUGGGGCGGUGCGCUACAGCUUCCUGAAGACGGCGGGCAACCGGGACUGGGAGUACUUCACCAUCGACCCAGUCAGCGGCCUCAUCCAGACCGCGCAGCGCCUGGACCGCGAGAAGCAGGCCGUGUACAGCCUCAUCCUGGUGGCCAGCGACCUGGGCCAGCCGGUGCCAUACGAGACCAUGCAGCCUCUGCAGGUGGCCCUGGAGGACAUCGACGACAAUGAACCCCUCUUCGUGAGGCCUCCAAAAGGCAGCCCCCAGUACCAGCUGCUGACAGUGCCCGAGCACUCCCCACGUGGCACGCUCGUGGGCAACGUGUCAGGCGCCGUGGAUGCAGAUGAGGGCCCCAACGCCAUCGUGUACUACUUCAUCGCAGCCGGCAACGAAGAGAAGAACUUCCAUCUGCAUCCCGACGGGCGUCUGCUGGUGCUGCGGGACCUGGACCGGGAGCAGGAAGCCGUCUUCUCCUUCAUUGUCAAGGCCUCAAGCAAUCGCAGCUGGACACCUCCCCGUGGGCCCUCCCCAGCCCUCGAUCUGGUCACUGACCUCACCCUGCAGGAGGUGCACGUCGUGCUGGAGGACAUCAAUGACCAGCCACCACGCUUCACCAAGGCUGAGUACACUGCAGGAGUGGCCACUGAUGCCAAGGUGGGCUCAGAGCUGAUCCAGGUGCUGGCCCUGGACGCAGACAUUGGCAACAACAGCCUGGUCUUCUACAGCAUCCUGGGCAUCCACUACUUCCGGGCCCUUGCCAACGACUCUGAGGACGUAGGCCAGGUCUUCACCAUGGGGAGCGUGGAUGGCAUCCUGCGCACCUUCGACCUCUUCAUGGCCUACAGCCCUGGCUACUUUGUGGUGGACAUCGUGGCCCGGGACCUGGCAGGCCACAAUGACACGGCUGUCAUCGGCAUCUACAUCCUGAGGGAUGACCAGCGCGUCAAGAUCGUCAUUAAUGAGAUCCCCGACCGCGUGCGUGGCUUUGAGGAGGAAUUUAUCCGCCUGCUUUCCAACAUCACUGGUGCCAUCGUCAACACAGAUGAUGUGCAGUUCCACGUGGACAAGAAGGGUCAAGUGAACUUCGCACAGACAGAGCUGCUCAUCCAUGUGGUGAACCGUGAUACCAACCGCAUCCUGGAUGUGCACCGGGUGAUCCAGAUGAUCGACGAGAACAAGGAACAGCUGCGGAAUCUGUUCCGGAACUACAACGUCCUGGACGUGCAGCCCGCCAUCUCUGUCCGACUGCCCGACGACAUGUCUGCCCUGCAGAUGGCGAUCAUUGUCCUGGCCAUUCUCCUGUUCCUGGCUGCCAUGCUCUUCAUUCUCAUGAACUGGUACUACAGGACCGUACACAAGAGGAAGCUCAAAGCCAUUGUGGCAGGCUCAGCAGGGAAUCGCGGCUUCAUUGACAUCAUGGACAUGCCCAACACCAACAAGUAUUCUUUUGACGGGGCCAAUCCUGUGUGGCUGGAUCCUUUCUGCCGAAACCUGGAGCUGGCCGCCCAGGCUGAGCACGAGGACGACCUGCCGGAGAACCUGAGUGAGAUCGCUGACCUGUGGAAUAGCCCCACCCGCACCCACGGAACUUUUGGGCGUGAACCAGCAGCGGUCAAGCCUGAUGAUGACCGGUACUUGCGGGCAGCCAUCCAGGAGUACGACAACAUUGCCAAGCUGGGCCAGAUCAUUCGGGAGGGGCCCAUCAAGCUGAUCCAGACCGACCUGGAGGAGGAGCCAGGGGAGCGCAGCCCGGGCCAAGGCAGCCUGCGCUUCCGCCAUAAGCCACUGAUGGAGCUCAAAGGGCCCGAUGGGAUCCACAUGGUACAGGGCAGCACGGGCACACUGCUGGCCACUGACCUCAACAGCCUGCCCGAAGAUGACCAGAAGGGCCUGGGGCGCUCGCUGGAGACGCUGACGGCCGCCGAGGCCAGCGCUUUCGAGCGCAACGCCCGCACAGAGUCCGCCAAGUCCACGCCCCUGCACAAGCUUCGAGACGUCAUCAUGGAGAGUCCCCUGGAGAUCACGGAGCUAUGAUGAGAAGGGGAGCCUCACUGGUGGAGCCGCACCUGUCCCCCACCCCCUUCCAGGGCAAGGGCAGGACCGAGGGGUGUGGGCCCCUCCCCAGGCCAGCCCUGGGUGUCCAACCUUGGGGUGGACUGGCAACAGUGGCCAGCAUCAGCUGCUCAGACAGAUUCCACUUUGCCAGGCGCUCAUUCAGCAUCUGAUCUCUACCUUCAUAAAAUUUGUUAUUUUUUUAAGAAAACCAAACAAAAAUGUUAAGUGUCUAAGGACGAGGUAAGGAUGGUCACUGGGGGCCCAGGAGUCAGUCUGAGGACCAACUCAGCCCAGGCUGAGCUGAAAGAGGCCAAGCAGACCCUCUUCCCCUGGACCCUCCCCAGUACAUCCCCAUCCCGUCCCGUCCCCCACACAGGGCAGGAGCCCGGCGCCGGGGAGGGAGGCCCAGGGCUGGCGUCCCCUACCUAGCCUUGACUCCGACUUCGAGUCCCAGUGCGUUUCUGCUACAUCACUGGCGAGACAUCCAGGUGGGGACAGUAAGUGAUCCCUGCCUCCCCCCACGGACAAGGUCAAUGUCAGCGAAGCAACCGAAUUCUUUCCAUUUCACUGGCUUCCCAGACGUGUGGGCUCAUAAAGAGAAAUGACUGAUGUUCCCCUGGGUUUAGAAUGUCGCGUGUUCGUGUGUAUUCCUUUUUUAAAUUAAGUUAUUCCCUCA